Molecule: messenger RNA, 1939 nt
Organism: Porites lobata
Lineage: Eukaryota; Metazoa; Cnidaria; Anthozoa; Scleractinia; Poritidae
Source: the annotation of a GenBank genome assembly
AUGAGCGAAGAGGCAGCGACUGACUCACAGGUGUCGGCGGAAAACGGCAUAGCAAAUAUCGCAGAUGAUGCCGGGCUUAAGAGCAGCCAAGAUGAAAACCAGGAGACCAUAAAAUCGCGAGAAACAGAAACAAAUGAACUCAACACGGGAGAAAUUGUUUCAGGUUGUAGUACAGCCGAAGUUGAUUCCGAUAUUUCUUCGAAUUGUAGCGAGGUUAUGGGUAAAGACGAAAACUUUCAACUUGGAAAUACAAGCAUAUCACUUAAAAAUUCGGUUUCUACGGAAAGUAGCUUCGUGACAGACGAAGGAAAACACGAUAAUUUACCGGUUGUGGAUUCUAAUGAUGACGCGGCCGCUGGGAAAUAUGAAGAGUCAAAUAUUCCAGGGAAUGAGAUUGAUCCUUUCACCCAAUCUGUGAAAUAUUUGGAAAAGCAUCAGAUUUUAAGACUGUUUCAGGUGAGGAUGUUACGGCCUGUGUUAAAAUGAUUAUAAAUCUCUACACUUAUAAAAGGAACUAAUUUAAAUUCAGUCUAGAAUGUCAGUUAUAUAACUGGCAACACAUUUAACUUCGCAAUGUUGAGGGCUUGGGCUUUAGAUUGAUGGCCGUUUUCUUACCGUGACAUCAGAGUUCAUUUUUUUGUAACUUGCGGAAUACAACUUGACGACGAAAGAUUAACCCUUAAAAGAUUCCAGCUGAACUAGAAACGGUAGCAUAUUCCAGAUUAUUUUCUUUCAAGAUCGUAUAAUUGUUUGGUGUGCAGUAGAACCCCGGUAACUCGAACUCUGAAGGGAGACGAAAAAGAGUUCGAGUUUACAGGGAAUUCAAAUUAUCAAGGUAAAUUUCAGCGAAAUUUUGAUCAAGGGAAGGGAAAUUUAGUUCGAGUUAGCGGGGAAUUCGAGUUAUCCGAGUUCGAGUUAUCGAGAUUCUAAUGUAUUUUGCUAUUUCUGAGUGGCUGUACUCUCUUUUUUUCACAAUUAUUUCCUUGUCUUUUACACUUUUUGUAUCAAGAGCACAAGAAAGAUUGUUGUUGUUGUUGUUGUUGUUGUAUUUUCUGCACCAAGCGGAGACCUUUUCCAUUUUAAACUGACUAUAAGCUACAGUCAACUUACAGCUCUGUAGGACCCCAGUAGGGAUAACUGAAAUUGAACGGAGUGACUGGGCAAAUAGCGUAUCGUGCGCCGGUAAAUUAAAUGACGGUUACGAGGAUAUAUGCUUCCGUUUUUUUUUUUGCCUUUGUUGUCUUACAUCAUUUUCCAUGUUCUGAUCGAACGUCUAUGACUGAUUGACUUUGGUUGACUAGUUGACUAGCGGAACUGAGCUAUAAACCGCGAACCGAUCGAAAAUGGCAAACUAAUCCGGCCCAACCUUAAACCUUAACUUUCACCCUUGUUUUCAUGCAGAACUUUGCUGCUCAAAUCGUGUACAAGAGACCUGAAAAUCCUCUUCAGUAUUUAGUGGAGGAGUUGGAAAGACGACGUGAAGAGACCGCCACGGAUAGCCGCCGUACUGAGGAUUCUGGGUUGUUGUCAUGACUCAUUACUGACCACUUUGAGUGACAUAUCUGUUUUCUUCCUCCCAAAAAACUUUGGCAUUGCAGAUAUAUUUUGCUUCUCGUACCUUUCUUGCAUUGAUAAAAGAUUACAAGAUUUUUCUAGUAGCAGGAAAGACCUCUGCAAGCUUAAGGAGAUCUCCUCUUUAUUACAAUCGCUAUCCUUGGUGUAAACGGCGAUGCCUAGCCUGUGUACAACCGACCCCUCCCCUAAAAAAACGGAAAGAAAGAAAAGUCUCCAAGAUUUUGUUUGAGAGGCCUGGGACUGUACACAGAUUAAACGAUACCCUCAGUGUUUAAUGGCUCGUACUACCAGAGAGGAUCUUGAUUGAGGCAAGAAAGGGGGAGGGCUUUACAAAUUAGUGUCAGAACGCACAAGGUCCAGAAAG